Messenger RNA from Coregonus clupeaformis (lake whitefish), 2364 nucleotides. Its product is annotated as cholesterol 24-hydroxylase-like. Gene Ontology annotation, molecular function: heme binding; iron ion binding; cholesterol 24-hydroxylase activity. Bases 158 to 1690 code for a protein of 510 amino acids. Lineage: Eukaryota; Metazoa; Chordata; Actinopteri; Salmoniformes; Salmonidae. The transcript has 15 exons. Gene Ontology annotation, biological process: cholesterol catabolic process. The record is from RefSeq and is a predicted model, not a curated record.
UCCAUAAUAAUUAAUGAUCCGAUUUUGGGCGGAGUAAACCCUCUCGCUUCGCCUCUUCCUCUCUGCUGCUAGGACUAUAUGUGACCAAAUUCCGUCAAAAAAAACGACCACAUAACUGGUUUGCACGGUCACCGCGAGCUAUCUAGUCUUCGGCAAUAUGGCACUUUUUCAUUUGAUUGCAAGUUGGAUCGGUUAUUUGCUUAUAUGCCUGCUUGGUUUGAUUUUGAUCGCGUUUCUCAUUUUUUGUCUUUACAUAAAAUAUAUUCAUCUGAAAUAUGAUCACAUACCGGGACCACCAAGGGAUAGUUUUAUAUUUGGACAUUCCCCAACCAUUCUGCGUGAGAUGAGCAAUGGUCGAGUUAUCCACGACAAAUUCCUGGAAUGGUCUGAGACAUAUGGACCUGUGUACCGUAUUAAUGGGUUGCAUGUUGUGAUGCUGUGUGUCACCUGUCCUGAUACCACCAAGGAAGUCCUGAUGUCACCAAAGUACCCCAAAGACUCACUGGUCUACAAGCGUCUCUUCAACCUGUUUGGACAGAGGUUUUUGGGAAGUGGCCUGGUCACAGCACAGAAUCAUGAUGUGUGGUACAAACAGCGAAGAAUAAUGGACCCUGCCUUCAGCAGUCUGUACCUGCGGGGUCAGAUGGGUGCGUUCAACGAGAGGGCAGAGAACCUGAUGGAUAAACUGGCGGACAUGGCUGACAACAACACAGCUGCCAACAUGCACCACUUGUUCAACUGUGUGACAUUGGAUGUCAUCACUAAGGUGGCGUUUGGAGUGGAGCUGGAUCUACUGAAGGAGAGUGACACUCCGUUCCCCAACGCCAUAGAGAUGUGUCUGAAGGGAAUGGUCUACUAUCUCAGAGACUCCACCUUCCAGCUCUACCCAAAGAACAAGAAGUUCAUCAACGAGGUGAAAGAGUCUGUUCAGCUGCUGCGUUCGACAGGCAGGCAGUGGAUCAACCAGAGGAAAAUGGCCGUCCAAAAUGGCGAGGACGUUCCAAAAGACAUCCUCACACAGAUCCUCAAGACGGCUGGCAAAGAGGAAAACAUAGCAAACGAUGAUGAGGAGGUUAUGCUGGACAACUUUGUGACGUUCUUCAUUGCGGGGCAAGAGACAACAGCCAAUCAACUAGCUUUUGCCGUCAUGGAACUGGGAAGGCUGCCAGAGAUAUUGACAAAGGUGAAGCAGGAAGUGGAUGAUGUCAUCGGGAUGAAACAGGAAAUCAGCUUUGACGACCUGGGGAAAAUGACCUACCUGUCUCAGGUUUUGAAGGAGACUCUAAGGUUGUACCCUACAGCACCAGGCACUUCUCGUUUCAUCCCCAACGACAUCGUCAUCAACGGCAUCCCCGUCCCAGCAGGAGUCUCAUGCUUCUUCAGUUCGUAUGUCUGUGGAAGGUUGGAUAAGUUCUUUGAGGACCCGCUGAAGUUUGACCCAGAGAGGUUCCAUCCAGACGCUGCCAAGCCCUAUUACUGCUACUACCCCUUCGCCCUGGGACCACGCUCAUGUCUGGGACAGAGCUUCGCACAGAUGGAGGCGAAGGUAGUGAUGGCCAAGCUGCUCCAGAGGUUUGACUUCAGCCUGCUGCCUGGCCAGUCCUUUGACAUCCUGGACACUGGGACUUUGAGACCAAAGAGUGGAGUGGUGUGUAACAUCAAACACCGAGGACAGACACCCGCAGCCUGACCUGACUGGGACCUGAACAUGACUAGCACUUCUCUAUAACUUACUUGUCUUAUUCCUUAUAGUUCCUAGUGGGGCAAAUGGCCUCUGCCUUAUAAAAUAUCUAGCUAUUUCUAAUGAAAAUUGAUUUUUAGAUUAUUUUUUUAUUUUUUUCUUGUUUCAGGUCAACAUCAUAAACAAAUUGUACCUGUGUUCAUACAUUUGCAUUUUCAAAAUGAAACAAGGAAACAGAAAACAAUCAAACACCAAAACAAAACAAUGACAGUAAUCCAAAACUCACCAAAACAAUAAGAAUUCACUUUCAGUUCUCUUAAAAUAGAUUUUGAACAGUUGUUUAUUUUUUUUAAUCAAUGGUGAAAUAAUAUCUUAAAUAUAAGGGUUCUAUUUGAUGAAGAGUGACUAGGACAGACCUGACAUAGGAGUGUUUGUAUUUGUACCGACUCCUUGUUGUUUAAUACACUCUUAUCAUGUUGUUAGUAUGCAGUAUACAAUUUAUCACAUUAUAUAAAGAGCUUUAUAAAGUAUAUAUUAACUUAUUUGAUGAAUUUCCUAACCAACAUUACCACAGUGCCUCUGUUGGAGAGCAUUUACUAUAUAUACUAGGCUUGGAGGGAAGCAAAAGUCAUUCCGCUACCUAAGAAUAGUACUGGCUCAAAUAGCCAACCAAUCAGCCUGUU